AUGACUGAUGGAGACUAUGAUUAUCUGAUCAAACUCCUGGCUCUUGGAGACUCUGGGGUUGGAAAAACAACGUUCCUGUACAGAUACACCGAUAACAAAUUUAACCCAAAAUUCAUCACGACGGUAGGGAUAGAUUUUCGGGAAAAACGAGUGGUGUACAACAGCAGAGGACCAAAUGGAUCUCCAGGCAAAGCUUUCAAGGUCCACCUCCAGCUUUGGGACACAGCCGGACAGGAAAGAUUUCGAAGUCUCACCACAGCGUUCUUCAGAGAUGCUAUGGGCUUUUUACUGAUGUUUGAUCUCACCAGUCAACAGAGCUUCUUAAAUGUCAGAAAUUGGAUGAGUCAGCUGCAAGCCAAUGCAUAUUGUGAGAAUCCAGAUAUAGUCUUAAUUGGUAAUAAAGCUGAUUUAUCAGACCAAAGGGAGGUAAACGAAAGGCAAGCAAAAGAUCUGGCAGACAAAUAUGGCAUACCGUACUUCGAAACAAGUGCUGCUACCGGCCAGAACGUGGAGAAGGCUGUGGACACGCUUCUGGACUUGAUAAUGAAGCGUAUGGAGCAGUGCGUGGACAAGACACAGGUCUCGGACACAGCCAACGGAGGAAGCUCGGGAAAGCUAGAUGCAGCAAAACCAGAGGAGAAGAAGUGUGCCUGCUAA
Molecule: messenger RNA, 657 nt
Organism: Nipponia nippon (crested ibis)
Lineage: Eukaryota; Metazoa; Chordata; Aves; Pelecaniformes; Threskiornithidae
Gene: RAB27B
Product: RAB27B, member RAS oncogene family
Molecular function (GO): GTP binding; GTPase activity
Source: RefSeq, a predicted model, not a curated record